This is a messenger RNA of Leishmania mexicana MHOM/GT/2001/U1103, 1653 nucleotides long. RefSeq lists its product as hypothetical. The record is from RefSeq and is a predicted model, not a curated record. The transcript has a single exon. Lineage: Eukaryota; Euglenozoa; Kinetoplastea; Trypanosomatida; Trypanosomatidae. Bases 1 to 1653 code for a protein of 550 amino acids.
AUGGCAUCGUACGCCGAGCUCCUGCAGACAUGUGCGGAGUUCCAGGAGAACUUCUCCACUUUGACUGGCAAGUACAACGCGCUCUCGCUGGAGCUCAAGAACACCAAGGCAGUAUGCGAACGCAAGCAGCGGCAGCUGGACGAGGUGGCGGCGCGCGAGGAACAGCAGCGCAAAGAGAUCUUAGAGCUGAAGAAAGAGGCGAGCGACGCGGCAGGGUUUCGAGAGCGGCACCACGCUGCCACCAUCGCAAUGGAGCACCUCAAGUCCCAAGUCGCCAGUGCGCAUCAGAGCGCACUAGAUGCGUCGCUGGAGCAUGAACAAGAGGUGCAACAGCUAAAGCAGCAGCUGGAGGACAUGAUCAAGCGUGUCGAGACGGCGGCGGACGGGCAACGGUUGCGCGAAGCGCGGAGGCAAACGCUGGAGCUGGAGGAGCGGUGCGCCACCAUGCAUGCACAGCUGCUGGAGGAUCGGGAGCGGCACAGCCAGCAGCUGAUGACAGCUCACAACGCACUACGCGAGCAGCAGAGCCGCAACCUCGAAUUGGAGCAGCGUUGCCGCGCCAUGGAAGCGGACGUGGCCGAAAUGCGAGCGGCAGUGCGGCGUUCGACCGAGCUGCAGAACGAAGCGGCUCUACUCAAGGAGCGCUACUCGACGGCGGCCACGGUGGCGCAACACCAGGUCGAGGAGCUUCGUGCUGAAGCGGAAGAAGCGCGCCGCCGGCUCGCCCAGCUCAAAGCCGACCACCAGGCGCAGAUGGCCCAGGUGGCGCAGGAUGCAGCAGAGGUGCGGGAGGAGUUGCACGAGCGCGUUGCAUCUCUCACAGCGGGCCUUGCCACGGCACAGAACAAUCUGGCAGAGGAACGAUCUCUUUACCGUAAGAUGCAAGCGAGUGCAGAGGAGCAGGUGACGCAGGCGCGCAACGCAUCAGUGGUGGAGGCGAGCGCGCUGCGUCGCGCGCAGGCCGCCCUCAAGGAGGAAAACACGCGGCUUCAAUGGCGUCUCGAGAAAAUGGAUGACGAGCUACGCGAGGGCCAACAAGCUCUGCAGGCGCUGCAGGCGCGCCACGAUAGCCUGGCGGCGAAGCUGCAGCAGUCUCAGAGUCAGCUGGAUACCGCUGCCCAGCAAGAGGCGUGGCUGACCUGUGAGAGGCAGAGCAUUGCCGAUCAGCUUGCCGUCGCUCGACAGCAGCUAGAUGCACUCAACAAGGCACUCAUGAAUCACGAGGAGGUAGCAUUGCAGGUGCAACAGCUGACCAUGCGCUUGGCGAACGCGACAGAGGAGGCGCAGAGUCACCGUCAUGCUGCCCUGCUGUGCGAAUCCCAGCUGCGUGAUGUGGAGGAAGUCUCCGCUCUCAAGGUGAGAGAGCUGCGACGCGAACUGAAGGCGUACAAGAAGCAGUGCACCAACGAGGCGGCACGGGCAGACCGCCUUCGCCGAAAGCUGAUGACUACACUGGUAGAAAAAGAAGCAGAGCUGUACCGUGUCUCGCGAGCCAGAGGGCGCACAAUAACCCUUGAAGGUGAGCCGGCCACCAUCCCCGCCAGCGGCACUGUACUCCACGAUAGCGCCUACAGUGACGUUAUUAGCAUGCUGAGAAGCCAAAGCCAACAGGCAGAGGACCUGCACACUCGUCUCGUGCAGUUAGCCCGGUAA